Molecule: messenger RNA, 1168 nt
Organism: Canis lupus familiaris (dog)
Lineage: Eukaryota; Metazoa; Chordata; Mammalia; Carnivora; Canidae
Gene: C5H16orf95
Product: chromosome 5 C16orf95 homolog
Exons: 7
Coding region: 86-919 (277 amino acids)
Source: RefSeq, a predicted model, not a curated record
AGGAAGGGGAGGGGCCCGGCGGGGUGGCCCGGGCGCGCGUGCGGGUCGCGUGAGGCCGGGCCCUGCUGUCGUCACCCGCCUCAGGAUGGUCCCCACCGCCUCCACCGCGGCGGCCCUGCCGGAGCCACGGCGGGCACUUCCGGGGGCCCUCGGGUGUCCGUUGGGUCUGUCAGUCAGCACGCACUCUCCCGAGGGCGUCGAGGCAGGCAAGUGCGUCCCUGGGCCGGCGGAGGCUGGAGCACCCAGGCGGGCAGCGGGCAGCGGGCAGCGGGCAGCGGGCACGCCCACGCUGACGAAGAGCACAUUUCAAACCUUUGGGAAAGAAGUGUGCUUCAUAGAUCAGUCGAUGUGUCCUGUCCCCAGUACUGUUCAUCAAGAGCCCAUCUGCUGUGAGUGCCAGGCCAAAUGCAGGGGCUACCUGCCGGUGCCCAGGUUUGAGGCGACGUUGCCUUACUGGGUCCCGUUGUCCCUGAGACCCCGAAAGCAGAUCCAAAAGAUGGUCCAGUUUAAUAUCCCUAAAACCUCCGAGGCAUGCCCCUGCCCAUGCCACCGCUUUGGGGGCCGCCUCCCGAUGCCUAGGGAUCAGGCAGUGAUGCCCUACUGGGUGCCUCAGGUCCUGAGGCCUCACAAGAAGGUGGUGAAAAGGCAGCAGAGUUUUACAGGCAUCCAAGGGCCUGACUUGCUUUCUUGCCUAGAACCUGCCCUGGGCUUGCGUUCCUGGUACAACCGUUGGCGGAUCUGCUGUGAUGGGCACCUUCUCCUCAAGUGGCAGCAGCUCCAGGCCCUUCACCAGCAUGAACCACUGGCCCCAGGGAAGGGAGCGAGCAUCCCAGCCCCACUCCUGCCCCGCAGCCUCCUGACCCUCCUGCAGGCUGUCCUGAGGGUCGUGGUGGCCAUUCGACAGUUGUUCUGGGUUUGAAGUUGGAAUCUUCAGCCACUGCCAAGAACAUCAACGAGAACUUCAGUCAUAAUCAAGGUCUUUAAGGAAAGUUGUUGCAUUAGGAGGAGUCUGUGAUAACAGCCAUUUUCUCAGGUCAUCUAGCUCACGCCCGGGGUAGAGUCCAAGUUCUUUCUCAUCAGGCAGUGCUUGGUUGUGCACAGCUGCCCUGGGUGCGGGUGAGACUCCGGUGUAAAUGCGGCCAAUAAAUGUUAUUUGUGAAACUCCAAA